GGAACCUCGGCCUGCGCGGAGGUGGGGCCUGCGGCGAGCCUGGGCGGGCAGCGGCGGCAGCCCCGGAGAGCCUGAACGUGGACCUGAACCUGAACGUGAGCUUGAACCUGAGCCUGAGCCCGCACUUUUUGCAGAGUGGUCAUCAUGCUGCGCUUUCUGGUGCCCCGGCUGCUUUGCCUCCGUGGUGGGACCGCCCCCUAUUCCUCUGCAGCCCUUCCACGCCCCAUCCUGAAUCCAGACAUCCGCUACAACCAGCUGUUCAUCAACAAUGAGUGGCAAGAUGCCAUCAGCAAGAAGACCUUCCCAACGGUCAACCCCACCACUGGGGAGGUCAUCGGGCAUGUGGCUGAAGGAGACCGGGCUGAUGUGGAUCGGGCUGUGAAAGCAGCCCGCGAGGCCUUCCGCCUGGGGUCCCCAUGGCGCCGGAUGGAUGCCUCCCAGCGGGGCCUCCUGUUGAACCGCCUGGCUGACCUAGUGGAGCGGGAUCGUGUCUACUUGGCCUCACUGGAGACCUUGGACAAUGGGAAGCCUUUCCAAGAGUCUUAUGCCUUGGACCUGGAUGAGGUCAUCAAGGUAUACAGGUACUUUGCUGGCUGGGCUGACAAGUGGCAUGGCAAGACCAUCCCCAUGGAUGGUGAGCACUUCUGCUUCACCCGGCAUGAGCCCGUUGGUGUCUGUGGCCAGAUAAUCCCGUGGAACUUCCCCUUGGUCAUGCAGGGUUGGAAGCUCGCCCCGGCGCUUGCCACAGGUAAUACCGUGGUCAUGAAGGUCGCAGAGCAGACCCCCCUAACUGCCCUGUACUUGGCCUCCCUCAUCAAGGAGGCAGGCUUUCCCCCUGGAGUAGUGAACAUCAUCACAGGUUAUGGCCCUACAGCAGGUGCCGCCAUUGCCCAGCACAUGGACAUUGACAAAGUGGCCUUCACAGGCUCCACUGAGGUGGGCCACCUGAUUCAGAAGGCUGCCGGUGAGUCCAACCUCAAGAGGGUCACCCUGGAGCUAGGUGGCAAGAGCCCCAGCAUUGUGUUGGCCGACGCCGACAUGGGCCAUGCUGUGGAGCAGUGCCAUGAAGCCCUCUUCUUCAACAUGGGCCAGUGCUGCUGCGCUGGUUCCCGAACCUUCAUAGAAGAGUCCAUUUAUGACGAGUUUCUCGAGAGAACUGUGGAGAAAGCUAAGCAAAGGAAAGUUGGGAACCCCUUUGAGCUGGACACCCAGCAGGGGCCCCAGGUAGACAAGGAGCAGUUUGAACGAAUCCUGGGCUACAUCCAGCUAGGCCAGAAGGAGGGGGCAAGACUUCUCUGCGGUGGUGAGCGUUUUGGAGAGCGUGGUUUCUUCAUCCAGCCUACAGUCUUUGGUGGCGUUCAGGAUGACAUGAGGAUCGCCAAGGAGGAGAUCUUUGGGCCUGUGCAGCCCCUGUUCAAGUUCAAGAAGAUUGAAGAAGUGAUUGAGAGGGCCAACAACACCAGGUAUGGCUUGGCUGCUGCCGUGUUCACCCAAGAUCUGGAUAAGGCCAUGUACUUCACCCAGGCACUCCAGGCUGGGACAGUGUGGGUGAAUACCUAUAACAUCGUCACCUGCCACACCCCCUUUGGAGGCUUUAAGGAGUCUGGCAAUGGGAGAGAACUAGGGGAGGAUGGACUGAAAGCCUACACAGAGGUGAAGACGGUCACUAUCAAAGUUCCUCAGAAGAACUCGUAAGAACAACCGCCACAGAGGCCCAGCACCAGCCCAGCGAUUCUACAACCACCAAAACUAGUGGUUGCUAUACUUUUCUUGGCCAUGGACAAUCCCUUCGGUUAUUCCAAAUGAACUCUUGCAGAGAACCCCAAUGAGUAAGGCAAUUAAGUUAGAGCUGUUCUACUUAAAGGAAGGGUGGGUGUUGGGUUCAGAGUCCUAACCACUUUCUCUCCAGUCCCUGCUCCCUUGGUGGCCUUUGAGUCACUUCCCUGAAACCUUAGGAGUCUCUGGAAGACAGAUUAAAAAUCACUGAUUUGAGCUCUUCCUGCUCAUCCAUGGGUUUUCUACUAGAAUAACUUGAUGGCUUAGUGGGGGGGCUUAACUCUGACAGGAUCGGAAGGCCUUAGGCAUCACGUCUUUCUGCUUUUCAUUGGUGUAACCUAAAAACCAGAGAUGCCUUUGAUUUUCUAAAUACUAAUUGCUUGCCCUUCCUUUU
Messenger RNA from Tupaia belangeri chinensis (Chinese tree shrew), 2170 nucleotides. RefSeq names its product aldehyde dehydrogenase 1 family member B1 (gene ALDH1B1). NCBI's taxonomy places the organism in Eukaryota, Metazoa, Chordata, Mammalia, Scandentia, Tupaiidae. The coding region runs from base 145 to 1695 and encodes 516 amino acids. Gene Ontology annotation, molecular function: oxidoreductase activity, acting on the aldehyde or oxo group of donors, NAD or NADP as acceptor. The transcript has 2 exons. The record is from RefSeq and is a predicted model, not a curated record.